Messenger RNA from Hevea brasiliensis (rubber tree), 423 nucleotides. RefSeq names its product heavy metal-associated isoprenylated plant protein 19. NCBI's taxonomy places the organism in Eukaryota, Viridiplantae, Streptophyta, Magnoliopsida, Malpighiales, Euphorbiaceae. The record is from RefSeq and is a predicted model, not a curated record. Gene Ontology annotation, molecular function: metal ion binding. The transcript has 3 exons. The coding region runs from base 1 to 423 and encodes 140 amino acids.
AUGGCAAAUGAAGAGAAAAAUGACCAACGCGAAGUAAAAAUGGUGGAAUUCAAAGUCUCCAUGUAUUGUAAUGCAUGUGAAAGAACCGUAGCCAAAACAAUUUCAAAGUUCAAAGGGGUGGAGACAUUUGCAACAGAUAUGAACAAACACAAAGUAGUGGUAACAGGCUGUAUGGAUCCACAAAAACUUUUGGAGAAACUAAAGAAGAAAACAAGGAAGAAAGUAGAAAUUAUAGAGAAGGAAAAGGAAGAAGCAGAAGAAGAAAAAAAAGAAGAGAAGGCUCCAAAAGAAAAUCUAUCAGAUAAUCAAGAAAAUGAAGAACCAAAAGGAGUUGAAGGGCCACCAUAUUUCUUGGAUUAUUGUAAAGAGGAAGUGUUCAUGACGUUUAGUGAUGAAAAUCCAAAUGCAUGUUCUGUCAUGUAA